Molecule: messenger RNA, 1035 nt
Organism: Antrostomus carolinensis (chuck-will's-widow)
Lineage: Eukaryota; Metazoa; Chordata; Aves; Caprimulgiformes; Caprimulgidae
Product: hexosaminidase D-like
Biological process (GO): carbohydrate metabolic process
Molecular function (GO): hexosaminidase activity
Source: RefSeq, a predicted model, not a curated record
CACGUCAGCAAGGACAGCAGGUUCUGGGGGGACGCAGGUGACACUGGCCAGGAUGCUGGUCCCCAGAGCCAGGUUCUGGUGCUCCCCAAUGCAAAGAUAAUGGCCCCCAGGCAAGAGCCUGGGCAGCAGGUCCCCAGGGACAUCAGUGCCACCAAGAUGAGGCUGGACCUCAAGGGAGCUGCACCCAGGGUCUCCUACCUGGAGCAGGUGUUCCCGCUCCUGUCACAGCUGGGAGCCAACGGCAUCCUCAUUGAGUACGAGGACAUGUUCCCCUUCAAGGGGGAGCUGGAAAUCCUCAAGUCCCCGUACGCUUACAGUGAGGAGGACGUCGAGCGGAUCCAGCAGCUGGCAGAGCUCCACAAGCUGGAGGUGGUUCCCCUGGUGCAGACCUUUGGGCAUGUGGAGUUCAUCCUCAAGCACGAGAAGUACCAGCACCUGCGGGAGGUCGAGCGCUUCCCCAACAGCUUCAACCCCCACGUCCCUGACACCCUGGCCCUGCUCAAGAGCAUCUUGUCACAGGUGAUCGAGAAGCACAAGCACUCCACCUGGAUCCACAUCGGCGCAGACGAGGUCUUCCAUCUCGGGGAGGGGUUGGACUCCAAGAACUGGUUGAGCCACAACAAGGGUGACACGGGGACCAUGUACCUGAAGCACAUCAAGGAGGUGCUGGGCUUCAUCACCACGCAGUACUGGGGGCUGCGGGUGCUCAUGUGGGACGACAUGCUGAGGAAGAUCAGCGUGGGAGCCCUGCAGGAGUCUGGGAUAGCGAAGCACGUCUCGCCCGUGGUGUGGUUCUACGCACCUGACUUUGAGGCUGAGCAGAUCGGGCCGUUCCUCGCCAAGUAUGCAGAGAGCGGCUUCGAGGCGGUCUGGUUCGCCAGCGCCUUCAAGGGCACCACGGGACCGGCGCAGAGCUGGCCCCCCCUGAGCUACCACCUCAAAAACCACCUGAGCUGGCUGAAGGUGAUGGAGGCCCUGCCACGGCUGGCCCCGCUGCGCUUCCAGGGCAUCAUCCUCACCGGCUGGCAGAGGUGA